AUGGGUAAUCCGUUACCCGAAUCCGAAAAGCUCCUCGGAACCGCCGCCAAUCUCCUCUGCGACGGCGACUUCGCCUCCUGCCGGAAAUUCGCUCUCGUCGCCCGCGGCUACGACCCGACCAACCCCGCCCCGGAUCAAAUCCUCGCCGUCGCCGACGUCAUGCUCGCCGAGAACACCCGCCACCCGAAUGACUGGUACCCCAUUUUGCAGCUGACCCGACCCGACUCCGGAAACCGCCGACUCGUCCGGACCCAGUUCGAGAAGCUCACGGCGCUGCUGGACCCGGAAGAGAACUGCUUCCCGUUUUCCGACGAGGCGCUCCGGCUGGUCAACAAGGCCUGGGCGAAAGUGUCCGACUUGGGGAAAAAGACCCGGUUUGAAAACGGGUCGGAGAGCUUGAACUGUGAGGGGGGUCUCGCCGGAGUUGGUGAGACGUUCUGGACGGUGUGUCCGUUCUGCUAUGGGAUGUUUGAGUACAAGAAGGUGUACGAGGAGUGUUGCCUGAGGUGUCAGAUUUGCCGGAAGGCGUUUCACGGCGCGGCGGUAAGGGCGCCGGCGCCGGAGAUUAUGGUGGAGGGGAAGGAGCAGUACUAUUUCACUUAUGGGUGUUUUGCUAUGGAGUAUCAUGUGGAGCCAGAGAAGAGUAAUGAAGAGUUGAAGAAGAAGAAGAAGGCUGGUAGUGUUGUGGAAAUUUCUGAUGAUGAUGAGGAUGAGGUGGAGAAGGUGGUGGUGAAGAAUGUGGGUGGAGGAGGGGAUUUUUCAGGUGAAGGGAAGGCGCCGGUGAAGAGAAUGAAAAUGCCGGCGAGGCGGACAAAGAGGAAAAUGGUUGUGAAAGGGAGAAAGAUGAUGGGGAAUGGAAUGGGGGGAGAGUUGGAGUCGGGUGGUGAGUGUGGAGAUGGGGAUGGUGAGAAGGAUGUGUUGGAGUUUUAUGAAGGUGAAGAUGAUGUGUUUGUUGGAUUUGGGAAUAGUCCAUGA
This is a messenger RNA of Argentina anserina (silverweed cinquefoil), 975 nucleotides long. RefSeq lists its product as uncharacterized. Lineage: Eukaryota; Viridiplantae; Streptophyta; Magnoliopsida; Rosales; Rosaceae. Bases 1 to 975 code for a protein of 324 amino acids. The transcript has a single exon. The record is from RefSeq and is a predicted model, not a curated record.